Molecule: messenger RNA, 1212 nt
Organism: Effrenium voratum
Lineage: Eukaryota; Dinophyceae; Suessiales; Symbiodiniaceae
Source: the annotation of a GenBank genome assembly
AUGAAACUCAAGGGCUUGAUGCUCGGCGUAGCAGCUGCUGCUACCGCUACCACCGCCCAGGCAGCCGAUCUUCCGGUUGCUCCGGAGCCGGUCGACUACGUUCGCGUCUGUGACGCUUACGGUUCGCGCUUCUACUACAUCCCGGGCACAGAAACCUGCCUGCGUGUUGGUGGUCGUCUUCGUACACAGUUCGUUGUCAACAACGUUCUUGACAAUGAUGGGCGUGGCAACUGGUCGGACCGUGAUUCUGAAGGCUAUUCCUGGCUGACACGCGGUUACGCAUACCUCGAUGCUCGUAACGCUACUGAAUUCGGCACCCUGCGUGCUUAUGUCGGUCUGCGCAUGGACAUCACCAACGGCGCCAGCGGCUUCAAGCUGGACUCCGGUUACAUCCAGUGGGGCGGCCUGACAGCUGGUUACCUCGGAUCUAACUUCAACACCUACACCGGUCAGGUGUUCAUGGGUGUUGUCACACGUGACUGGGCUGAUACCACGGUCAACCAGAUCGCUUACACCGCUGCAUUCGGCAACGGUUUCUCCGCAACGCUUGCUGUCGAAGACCGUUCCGGUCACGAAGUUGGCGCUUACGGCGGAACACGUAUGCCUGAUUUCGUUGCUGCUCUCGGCGUAUCCCAGGGUUGGGGUUCCGCACAGCUCUCCGGUGCUCUUCACCAGGUUUAUCCUGAUGCGGCAUUCAACAGCACGAAUGCUUCUGGCGAUGAAGACAGCCUCGGCUGGGCAAUCGGCGCUGGUGUGAACGUCAAUCUGCCGUUCGCAAACUCCGGUUCCAACAUCUUCUUCCAGGGUUUCUAUGCUGACGGCGCUCUGAAGUACAUCGGUAACGGCAUCACUGGCGUUUCCGUUGUCAGCAGCACCGGUACAACACUUGGUUCCGUGGCCGACUACGGCGGAAACGGCGACAAGAGCACUGGUUACUCCCUGUCUGCUGGUGUGUACAUUCAGGCAACCCCGACCAUAGGUCUGGCAGUUGACGGUUCUUAUGCACACGUUGACCAGAAUGACUUCGUUGGCACCACCGACGCAGACAUCGAUCGUUGGGCAAUCGACGGUUCGGUACAGUGGGAGCCGGUCUCCGGUUUCGUCAUGGGUGCCGACAUUGGUUACUCCAACACAAGCGCUGACAUUUCCGGUCAGAGCGUCAACGAUCUCGACGAACUCCUCUUCGGUGUUCGUAUGCAGCGCACUUUCUAA